CCUCUUUAAGAUAAGGGCGUAUCCGCUCGUUGGGAAUUAGGAAAUGUUAGUAAGUCCCUCCUUUCUUUUCUCUCUUUUUAUUUUUUGUAACACUUUGGUUUGUCCGCGGUGACUUACAGCCUUCACGGCCGCCUGUUGGAGACGUCAACACCGGCUACCGACGGUCCUGUGCAUCCAUGGCCAACACCACCCUGACGCAGGAUCCUGAUCCUGGAAAAGCUGAUACAUCCGGUGGAGCCAACAUGGCGUUCAUCCUGGUGCCUGUUUUCUUUCUUCUGGGCCUGUUGGGGGUUGUGAUCUGCCACGUGUUGAAGAGAAAGGGCUACCGGUGCACCACCGAGGCCCAGGAGGACGGCGAGGAGGGAUGCGGGGAAGAAGCAAAAGAUCUUGAGAUGGGCGGAGACAUGAACGACACCCUCAGUGAAAACAAUGACACAGUGGGACAGAUUGUCCACUACAUCAUGAAAAAUGAAGCAAACUCGGACGCCCUCAAAGCCAUGGUUCAUGAAAACAGCAUCGAUUCUGAUGGUCCCCCGCUCACCCCGACCUCUCCCGGCACCCCGACCCCCCCGAUGACUCCCGUGUCGCCGGGUGCACCGCCAGGAGCCGCCAAGCACACCUGCAGCCACCUGCACACCAUCGGCGGCAUGGCCGGCAACAAGAACAUCUGCACCCGCUGCAGCCAGAAGAAAUGGCCGCUGAUGAGGAGGCCGUCGGCCCGCAAGGCGGAGCAGCGGCGCAGCCAGUACGGAGAGGUCACGGUCCUGGCUGUGGGCAGGUUCCGGGUGACAAAGUGUGAAAAACCAGCCAGAGAGAGGCGAACUCUGCUUCUAACAGACACCAAUGGGAGCGUCCCUACAUCUCCCACAGAGGUAGAGCCAAAGAGCCGGACGACGUCCGAGUCCCAGCAGGAGCAGACGGACGACUUGGACAAAGAGAAACGAUAGAAAAUCCAGAUGUCCAAAGAGAGGAGAACAACAACAUCAUCUGGACACUUUUAAAAACUCGGAAAACAAACCAAACAAGAACAUGAAACCAACAGCAGUGGAGGAGCGACGCAACAAGCAAGAGUCGACCCCCGAGGAGUCGUCCCUCCACCUUCCUGCUCCGCGGGGAGCAAGACUGAUGCUGCUGAUGAUGAGGAUGGCGAGACUGACGUAUAGAGUCACACUAGCCAGUUAUUUUAUAAGCAAAAGGAGGUUACGGUGCGUCUCUUUGAUGCACUCCUCCUUAAAAUAGAUUCAUAAUAGUGCCUUGCUCGAUGGCGCUUAAGCAGGCCAGCUGCUUAACGUCGCGGAAGCUCGACCCGUGGAUGCGGUCCAUGAUGUGUGUACAUAUGUUUUUGUAUGCUGACGUAUUUUGCAUGCCGUCAGUCGGUUUAAUUAAUCAAGCUACACCCCAGGAACCGGUGCAGCCAGUCUGAGAUCAAACUGUGCGGGUUGUCUUUUUCCCAAACAGGAAGCAGGAACAACCUGACGCAGAGGUCACGGCAGCAGGAAGCAGACGGGAGUGUUAGCAGAUGUGAUAAGAGCAUAAUCAUAAUCAUAUCCUGUAGCGGCGUGAACAUGAUCUGAGAGCACGCCUCGACAUCAGGACAAUUAAGCAUCAUUGUCAGGUCAACGUGUCUCCGUCUUCAUACUAUAAUCUUCAAGUCUUGACCUCUAAUAUCGAAGAGAACCGAGUGUUCUGGGUCAAACGACAAAUGAGCUCUCAGCGGGCGGUGUUGUUUUAACAUCGACAGGUCGGCGUGCUCCAACCGCUGCACCGCCAGAUUUCAUUUACUAAAUCUUUAAACCUGCAUUAAUCGUGUUUCUGUCCAUAAAUUGGCUCUUAUUUCUUAUUAGAAAAUGUUUACAAAGAAAAGACGCAUCUGUUGCAUGAUGGGAAAUGUAGGAUAUAGCGUUUUUUAAAAGCUUGACCCAUAUCAGAGACUAAAAAAAAUCAUUUAUAUCUUAAAAAAAAAUCAUGCAACUUCAUGGACGUAUGAUACUAAAGGACCCCCGUGAGGUCUGACAUCAUUCAAAUCUAUAAUUUGCACAGAUAUUUCUGAUCAAAACGCGUCAUUUUUAGACAUGUUUGUAUUUGUGACGUCAUCAUUUUUUUUUUAAAUACGUGUUUUGGGACAGUUUGCUGUCUUUUAUUAUGUUGUCUUGAAAGAAAUAUAGCAAAUAAAGAUGACUAAUACAUAUCAAACCAU
This is a messenger RNA of Larimichthys crocea (large yellow croaker), 2197 nucleotides long. RefSeq names its product RELT like 1 (gene rell1). The coding region runs from base 177 to 947 and encodes 256 amino acids. Gene Ontology annotation, cellular component: plasma membrane. Gene Ontology annotation, biological process: positive regulation of p38MAPK cascade. The record is from RefSeq and is a predicted model, not a curated record. The transcript has 8 exons. Lineage: Eukaryota; Metazoa; Chordata; Actinopteri; Sciaenidae.